Molecule: messenger RNA, 5898 nt
Organism: Bicyclus anynana (squinting bush brown)
Lineage: Eukaryota; Metazoa; Arthropoda; Insecta; Lepidoptera; Nymphalidae
Product: solute carrier organic anion transporter family member 4A1
Exons: 14
Coding region: 261-3161 (966 amino acids)
Biological process (GO): sodium-independent organic anion transport; transmembrane transport
Cellular component (GO): membrane
Molecular function (GO): protein binding
Source: RefSeq, a predicted model, not a curated record
ACAGUUCACCGCGCGACAGGUGAAACGUCGCACGUUCCGUUUCAAACGUCGAACGUAUUCGUAAUUUCAAAAUUCGAAUCACGAUCGACUCACGCGCAUUUCACUUUUACUUUUUAUUACAUAAGUGUGUCACAACCUUAUCUGUGCAGUGUUGCGAGUGUUUGUUUUAUUGUGCACUUUUUGUUUGAAUUUGUUCUGUACGUGUCUGUUUCAAUUUGAAAGACUGUGAAGAAUGAAAUAAGUUAUUGUAAAAUUGUACAAUGCUGCCCGAAGAUGCGGGGGGUGUCGUCAACAAAGCCUUCGAAGGCUUGGACGACGGCUUCCAGACCAUCGACCUGCGCGCCAGGCGGGACGACGGCACGCUCACGUCGGUGGAGCGGCAGUGGGAAGCGCGCGAGGUGCGCUGCGGCUGGGGCGCGCUGCGGCCGGCGUGGCUGCAGAGGUUCCGCACCGCCAAGUGGGCGCUGUUCUGGCUCUGCUGGGCCGGCGCUAUACAGGGUAUGGUGGUCAAUGGAUUCGUGAACGUGGUGAUCACGACCAUAGAGAAGAGAUUUGGGUUACGCUCCAUGCAGACCGGAGUCAUUGCUGGAGGGUACGACAUGGCGUCCUUCCUCUGCCUGGCUCCAGUGACGUACCUCGGGGGUCGCAGCAACUCGUCCAAGCCCCGCUGGCUGGGCUGGGGGGUGCUGCUCAUGGGCGCCGGCUCCCUACUCUUCGCACUGCCACACUUCUUGGUGCCCCCCUACAAAAUAGCAGGAGAAGAACCUGACGAUCUGUGUGUUGGGAAUGGAACGGUGCUGAAUACGGGCGGCGAUGCGGAUAGCUCGUGGGCGAUGGGCGGCUCGUGGGCGGUGGGCGUGUUCGUGGUCGCGCAGCUGCUGCACGGCGCGGGCGCCACGCCGCUGUUCACCCUCGGCGUCACCUUCAUUGACGAGAACGUAUCCAAGAAGAUGUCUUCUGUUUACUUAGGUGUGUAUUACACGAUGGCGGUGGUGGGCCCAGCGCUGGGCUACGUGCUGGGCGGACAAAUGCUCAAGAUUUACACCGACUUCGUCACUGUUAGUUCUGACACGCUGGGCAUCACCCCGGUGAGCUCCGCAUGGAUCGGCGCGUGGUGGGUGGGCUUCAUCCUGUCAGCAAUGCUGUGUCUGCUCGUGGCCACGCCGCUGCUGGCCUUUCCUUUCGAACUACCUGGAGCGGCAGAAAUCCGAGCGUCCAAAGUUUCCGAAGCACAUGAGAGCGCAGCAACAAAAACCAGCGCUUUCAGCGCUUUGAACGAGCUGCCGCGAGCCGCUGCAGCGCUGUUCAGGAACCCCACGUUCAUGUUCCUGAACUUGGCCGGCGCUAGUGAGGGGAUGCUCAUAUCGGGCUUCGCAGCUUUUCUGCCCAAGCUGAUUGAGAACCAAUUUGCUGUUAACGCUUCGCAGGCAGCCAUGUUGUUAGGUGUGAUAACAGUCCCGGCGGGCGGCGGCGGCACGUUCCUGGGCGGCUGGCUGGUAAAGCGCUGGCGGCUGGCGUGCGCCGGCAUCAUCAAGCUGUGCGUGGCCGCCACGCUGCUCGCCGGCCUCUUCAGCAUGUCCUUCGUGCUCAGCUGCCAGGACUACCCCUACGCCGGGGUCACCACCCCGUACAACAGCCCUUCUGUGCCCAAGACUGACAGGCUGAUAGCGGAGUGCAACGCGGCGUGCGGGUGCAGCGCGUCGCGGCUGACGGCGGUGUGCGGCGCCGACGCGCGCGUGUACGCGUCGCCGUGCCACGCCGGCUGCACGCGCGCGCUGCGCCGCGGGCCCAACACGCUGUACCAGCAGUGCGCCUGCAUCAGCAGCGACACGCUGCCUGUUUACUAUGACGAAGGUAAGGUGUGCGGCGCCGACGCGCGCGUGUACGCGUCGCCGUGCCACGCCGGCUGCACGCGCGCGCUGCGCCGCGGGCCCAACACGCUGUACCAGCAGUGCGCCUGCAUCAGCAGCGACACGCUGCCUGUUUACUAUGACGAAGGUAAGGUGUGCGGCGCCGACGCGCGCGUGUACGCGUCGCCGUGCCACGCCGGCUGCACGCGCGCGCUGCGCCGCGGGCCCAACACGCUGUACCAGCAGUGCGCCUGCAUCAGCAGCGACACGCUGCCUGUUUACUAUGACGAAGGUAAGGUGUGCGGCGCCGACGCGCGCGUGUACGCGUCGCCGUGCCACGCCGGCUGCACGCGCGCGCUGCGCCGCGGGCCCAACACGCUGUACCAGCAGUGCGCCUGCAUCAGCAGCGACACGCUGCCUGUUUACUAUGACGAAGGUAAGGUGUGCGGCGCCGACGCGCGCGUGUACGCGUCGCCGUGCCACGCCGGCUGCACGCGCGCGCUGCGCCGCGGGCCCAACACGCUGUACCAGCAGUGCGCCUGCAUCAGCAGCGACACGCUGCCUGUUUACUAUGACGAAGGUAAGGUGUGCGGCGCCGACGCGCGCGUGUACGCGUCGCCGUGCCACGCCGGCUGCACGCGCGCGCUGCGCCGCGGGCCCAACACGCUGUACCAGCAGUGCGCCUGCAUCAGCAGCGACACGCUGCCUGUUUACUAUGACGAAGACAAUAACACCUCAAUAUCAUACGAAGCCAUCAACAGCGUAUGCAGCUCCGAGUGUCCCUACCUCUGGCUGUUCGUGUUCCUCUCCUUCUGCGUGAUGCUGUUCACAUUCCUCGCCACCAUGCCUGCUUUAUCAGCCACUUUAAGGUGCGUGCGCGAAGACCAGCGCUCGUUCGCGUUGGGCAUCCAGUGGAUCCUGGUGCGGCUGCUGGGCACCAUCCCCGCGCCGCUCAUCUUCGGCUUCCUCAUCGACCUCUCGUGUCGGCUGUGGGCCAACGGCGCCUGUCAGCUCUACGAUAACUUGCACAUGAGCAGAUACAUGCUCGCUUUAGCACUAGUAGGUAAAUUAUGUUCAGUGUUAUUUUUCUUCCUCGCUUGGUGGUUCUAUCGGCCGCCUGGAGGAAAUAACAACAACGCAGUUGCUCCGGCCAUCGAUCUGACACACGAGAAGACCAACGGCGUGACCAACGGGCCCAAUACUAUCACCAACGGUCCCAACACCAUCACCAACGGUGCGUUGGAAAGGAUCAACGGGACGACGACCAACGGAUACUGUAACCAAGCUCUAGAGUGUAGUGAACAUUUGUGAAUCUUUUUUUUAACAUGUUUAAUGAUCACUAAAAUGGUCUUUGACAAGAUCGUGCUGGAUUAGAUAGAACCAAUGUUAUUUAAUAUGAUUAAGUACAUAAUCAAUCAGACGCAUAUGAAUAGAAAAAUGCGAUUUUGAUAUAGUUUACAUAAGGACAAAACCUCAGUUUUAAAGUUGACAUCAUUUUUUAAAUCUUGUAAUAAUAAUUUAAAAUGUGCGAGGGAAUGAGCGAGAUGGUCACAUUUCGCUUGAACUUGCAUGAACCACUUAACCUAAAAAAAUGUAUCUGGGUAAAAUAUUGUGACGCCAUCUUGUAGUAUGUACCUAGUAUCAGUUUACGCAAUGCAAGUACUAUAAAGUUGUAAUAGAUGGCGUUUUAAAAAUUGUUUUUUUUUAAUUGUUUAUAUGUAUAACUGUACCCAAGAGAAAAAUAGUAUGAUUUGGUGGGCAUGUACCUCAAUUCACAAAUAAUGAGGAUUAUAUGCAAUUUUACAUAGAGGUCUCUUUGAUAUAAAAUGAUAUACCUAUUAGGUAUAUAAAUUAAACAUGUAAUAUAUAAACAUCACGCACAUAUUAAUAAAUAAAAAUUUUUGUUGUAAAAUAUAAUAAGUAACAAUAUUCUUUUAUUUUUUGUUGAUUUAUUUUUACACAUUUAGGUAAAUAUUUAAGCCACGCAGUCAUUGGUAUACAAUUGUUAAAUUUAAUUUAAUUAAAAAGCAAAACUUGGCUACGUCGUAAAUUAUAAGGAUGCGUAUAUAGGACACAUUUUAAGAUCUAUUUACGAAAUAAAUAUUAUUUAUCCCUAAAAUAUUAAUUUUAGAACACGUGUUUCUUCAAUAUUUUUAAUAGCAUGGCAUAACCUGUAUAUAUACAAAUGUAUGCAUGUGUGCGCUCGGUAAAGUAGCUAAAUUCGGAUCAAUUUUUUCGGUGCUUUUGUAGGCAUAUAACAUGUCUAAUAGUAUAAAAUUAUUGUCUGUACUGGUAUGCGGUUUACCCACAGCACAUAAAUAAAGCGACUCGAUGCAAGAUCGUUAGAUGGGCCCGAAGCGUCCCGGAAUUGUCAUUUGUUUCGCAAAUACUUACCCAUAGAAAGUAGCACCUUUCCUAUUUAUUCGUGUCGCGGCUUGUGUUUUUACAUUUCCAAAAUGAACACGAAUAAUAACUAAGGGAUUAAACAAGAAAACCGUAAAAAAAAAUUUAGUCCACGUCCACUCACAGCAUACUAAAAUAAGAUGUGCGUGCACGUCUUUGAGUAAUGAUAUAACAUUGUGCGUUCUUUAAUAUGUAGGGGCCCAUCUAAUGAUUUAUAUCAAUGGAUUUACCUAUUCAAUAAUUGCGAAAACUAUUCCUUUUAAAGAUGAAGCUAUACCUUGUAUGGACAUGAUACACAAUGAUUUAAUUUUAUGGAUAUUUCGGAAAAAUUUAAAACAUUAGUACACAAAUGAAUGCGUGGCUUUAAACGUAUUUUAUUUAAAGACUGAUUCUUCACUUAGUCAUAACUAGGGUAAUUGUUUGUUAUUGUUUAAAUAUUUGUACAAUGUGGUAUAACGGUGUUUCUGUAUUUAAGUAAAUAUUAAAAAACACUUUUUUAAGGUUCCUUUUUUUACGUGGAGCGUGUAACCCGCGCUACAGACGGUCAGUUUUAUCUAAUCGGAAUUUUCAAAAUUAUUAGGAAAAACUGUACACUUAAAAUUGACAGACACUACACACCACACAUACGAUUUAACUGAACAAUUCGGCUGAUCAGUUAAAACUGCACGUCUGUAGCACGCUUAUGAACGCAGUGAAUUAUAAAGGUGGGCAGUUGACAUUUUCAAUGCAAUGAUAACUGUAUUGUAUUUUAAACUUUUGUAUAUAAAUGUAUGUAUCAAUUAAUAAUUAUAUUAAUAUGUUUUAGAAUAUACUUUAAAUCAAUUCUAUUAACAUGUUGCUGUUACUAUAGUGUGGGAACAUUAUUAAUUCUGAUUGGCUGUAAGUGUAGGCUCUAUCUGCAAAAGUAGACUGACCUAAUAGAAAUAUUUGUUUGUGUAUUUGGAUGUUACUUACUCACGUUAAUAACUUAAACUACCUAUCAAAAUUAAAAUAGAAAUAUGUAUAUAGAUAUAAAAGAAAAAAAAAUUGCUGUUUCUGCCGCAAAAUAAGCUUACUUUGACAUUAUGCCUACCUACCUGAUAAAGAUAAAUAUCUUAAAUAUGUAGUCAUAAUAAAUACCUAUCUUUGCAGAUUAUUAUUAAAGAGAUAUUUCGGCUACUGAAAGUGGAGACCACUCUGGCAAACAAAAAAGAUUUUGUUUGUAAAAAAAAUACGUAAAUUGCAAGUAUCAGGACUUAUUUCAAUAUUUGCACUAUCAUUUUAGGAAUACCCUCCUCUUUUUUUAAUUUAAUUUGCUGGGCGAUUUUAGCCAAAGUCGAUUACGAGUAUUAUGGGAAAGAGUUGAAUGUGAAGGUCAAGGUCAAGUCACAUAACGUAAAAGUCCUUUGAUGUAGAUAGAGCAAUAGUCACGGAUUUUGUAAAAAGUUGAUAAACUUUCUGCGUCUGUAUUGCGCGUUCUCAAAAAAAUAUAGUGUGAUUCGGUUUAGGUUUUUUCCUAGUUGUAAGGGAUUUUUACAAAAGUAUUUGUAAUAUAGUAUCUGUAGAUACAAUUAUAGUUGUAAGAUCAGUUUUGGAGUUGUACAAUUUUACACAAUAUAUUGAAUUCAUCGGUAUUAUUGAGGAUUAAUAAAAAAAUUAAUACUUA